This is a messenger RNA of Tarenaya hassleriana, 2134 nucleotides long. RefSeq names its product growth hormone-regulated TBC protein 1. NCBI's taxonomy places the organism in Eukaryota, Viridiplantae, Streptophyta, Magnoliopsida, Brassicales, Cleomaceae. The transcript has 8 exons. The record is from RefSeq and is a predicted model, not a curated record. Bases 584 to 1780 code for a protein of 398 amino acids.
UUCUUCUCAUCACGAGAUUUUCUCUCCCUCACCUUACAUUGCAUCUUCCUCCUCGCGCUUUCUUUCUCUUCUUCCCCGGGAGACGCGGGAUUCAACGCUGCUCUGUUUUUUUCCCCCAAUUCUUCCAAGUUAUAAUUUUUUUCUCUCUAUCUCCUGUUUGGUUGGGAGGAAAUUUUCGAUUUUUCUUUUUCUUUUUCUUUUUUUAGGUUCCAUUUCUAUAUUUGGGAUGCCUUCGUUUUCGUUCCCAAUCGUAUUGAGUUUUGUCUCAUUGAUUGGGAUGGAGGAUAAUCUUUCUUCUUCUUCUUCUUUUCCUUUUUCUGCUACUGGGUUUUGAUUUUUUUUUUUUGCUGAAAAAUUCGAGAAAUUUGACAGCGUAGAGGAGAAGAGACGGGAGCUUCAAGGCAAUAGCGUCUGUAGAACGUGAUAGCAAUAAAAUAAUUAAAGCCAAGAAAAUUUUGACGUCGUCAUGGUUCGAAGCUCGUGGGUUUUCCGAUUUUGACGAGAAAAUUGGGGAUAAAAAGAGGGGAAAAAAAAUAUCCGGAACCCAUUUGGGAUUCAGACAGAGAAUCAGAAAAAUCCGAGGAUGUUUGGGACCCAGAGCAAGAGGGACCUUGCCCUUGAACUGCAAGCCCAGAUUCCGAUCCUCCGGCCGAGCAUCCACGCACGGCGUGCGAACCUCACCGUGAAAUUCCAGGACCUGUACGGAUUCACGGUGGAGGGAAAUGUGGACGACGUGAAUGUGUUGAACGAGGUGAGGGAGAAGGUGAGGAACCAGGGAAGAGUUUGGUGGGCCCUCGAGGCGAGCAAGGGCGCGAACUGGUAUCUCCAGCCGGAGAUCCUGUCGGUUUCAGACGGGAUUGCGUUGAAAUCGUCGCUGAAGAUCUCGACCUUGACUAAUGCGAUCACGCUGAAGAGGCUGAUCAGGAAAGGGAUUCCUCCGGUGCUCCGACCGAAGGUGUGGUUCUCACUGUCGGGUGCGGCGAAGAAGAAGUCGACCGUGCCGGAGAGUUAUUACAGUGACUUGACCAAGGCCGUCGAUGGGAAGGUCACGGCGGCGACGCGGCAGAUCGAUCAUGACUUGCCCCGGACGUUCCCCGGUCACCCGUGGUUAGACACUCCGGAAGGUCAUGCCGCUCUUAGACGGGUGCUUGUCGGGUAUUCCUUCCGUGACUCUGAUGUUGGUUAUUGUCAGGGCCUAAAUUAUGUUGCAGCAUUGUUAUUACUCGUCAUGAAGACGGAAGAAGAAGCAUUCUGGAUGCUCGCUGUCCUGUUGGAGAACGUGUUAGUCAAUGACUGCUACACAAACAACUUGUCCGGAUGCCAUGUCGAGCAACGGGUUUUCAAAGAUUUUCUUACCAAAAAAUGUCCUCGGAUAGCUACCCAUCUCGAAGACAUUGGCUUCGAUGUUUCGCUUGUGGCAACCGAAUGGUUUUUAUGCCUCUUCUCGAAAAGUUUGCCUUCCGAGACGACUCUUCGGGUAUGGGAUGUUCUUUUCUACGAAGGAGCGAAGGUUCUUAUCCAUGUAGCUUUAGCGAUGUUCAAGAUGAAAGAAGAUGCAUUGCUUCUUACCCACCAGGUCGGCGACGUGAUCAAUAUUCUGCAGAAAACUACUCACCAUCUCUUCGACCCAGACGAGUUAUUAACGGUGGCAUUUGAUAAAAUCGGGUCAAUGACGACCAACACCAUAUCGAAGCAGAGGAAGAAGCAAGAACCAGCAGUAAUGGCAGAACUCGACCAGAGACUGCGGAGGCUGAACUCUCUGAAAGAGGGAGAGAAAUAGCAGAGCUCGAGCCCGAGCCCCGAGACGGCCCAAUAAAACCGAAAGGAGGAGGAAGAAACUUGUCGGGACCGGACCCUGACUGAGAAGUGUAUAUGAGAGAGUUUCCAAGAAGGGAUUUGCUUUUGCCCCUCAGGAUGAUUUCAAGUACAUAAAGAACAUAAUUUUCAAUCACUUUUUUAAUUUUAAUUUUUCCUUAUUUAAAUUACUUCAAUCUUCUUGUGGAAAACCGAAUUAAACCGAACCGAACCCGGAUCAAUAAUCAUUCUCUUUGUUGUUUUGUUCACAUCCUCCCAAUUGGUGAGAUGGUAAAAAAAGAAAAUGUAAAGUAGAAAACCCUAAAACGUGUAUUGGCUC